AUGCUCAGGGAGGUCUCCAGAGACCUGGGCACUCUGCCCGUGCUCAGCCCUUCUCUCUCUGCUCCUUCAGUGGUGCUGAUCGGCGAGUCAGGCGUGGGGAAGACCAAUCUGCUAUCCCGGUUCACGCGCAAUGAGUUCAGCCACGACAGCCGCACCACCAUCGGGGUUGAGUUCUCCACCCGCACUGUGAUGCUGGGCACCGCCGCUGUCAAGGCCCAGAUCUGGGACACAGCUGGCCUGGAGCGGUACCGAGCCAUCACCUCGGCGUACUACCGCGGUGCAGUAGGGGCCCUCCUGGUGUUUGAUCUGACCAAGCACCAGACCUAUGCCGUGGUGGAGCGCUGGCUGAAGGAGCUCUAUGAUCAUGCGGAGGCCACAAUUGUCGUCAUGCUCGUGGGGAACAAGAGUGACCUUAGCCAGGCCCGGGAGGUGCCGACGGAAGAGGCUCGCAUGUUUGCUGAAAACAAUGGGCUGCUAUUCCUGGAGACCUCAGCCCUGGACUCCACCAAUGUUGAGCUAGCCUUCGAGACUGUCCUCAAAGAGAUCUUUGCCAAGGUGUCCAAGCAGAGGCAGAACAGUUCCCGGUCCAGUGCGAUCACCCUGGGCAGUGCCCAGGCUGGGCAGGAGCCUGGUUCUGGGGAGAAGAGGACCUGUUGCAUCAGCCUCUGACCUUGGCCAGUUCCAGCCCUGCCCCCAUUGGCUUUCUGGUGCCCCUAACCUUACCCAGCUCCAGGAUCUUUCCCUGCCCUUUGGUUCUGAAAGUCCGGGUGACCCACGCCCAGGUCACAGUCCCCAGAGCCCUGAGGUCUCCAGGAUCCACAACCCACAUCUCUAUUAUCGGUCCACUCCUCAUAGGCGAGGGCCUCAAAUAAAGCUGUUUUGUA
This is a messenger RNA of Tupaia belangeri chinensis (Chinese tree shrew), 884 nucleotides long. RefSeq names its product RAB25, member RAS oncogene family (gene RAB25). The record is from RefSeq and is a predicted model, not a curated record. Bases 1 to 669 code for a protein of 222 amino acids. The transcript has 5 exons. Gene Ontology annotation, molecular function: GTP binding; GTPase activity. NCBI's taxonomy places the organism in Eukaryota, Metazoa, Chordata, Mammalia, Scandentia, Tupaiidae.